AACCAAAAAAACCAAAAACAAAAAUUAAAAAAAAUUCAGAAAUCACAAGGUUUCUUCUGUAAAUCAAAUCAAUCAUCAAUGUCGAGGGAGGGAAUGAGAAACAAGACAACGCCCAAUGUUUUCUUCGUUCCUCGACACUGAUAACCGCAGGUUUGCUACCUCGUAAAUUCAAAAUCAAAUCUCUGUUUCUAAUCUGCAUUGUUCAAAUUCCUCAAUCAGAUCUCGCUGUUGCUGCGGAAUCUGAACAUUGAGGUUGAGAUGGAUCAGUUGUCGGCGAUCAGCGAGGACCUGGCGGAGAUCGACGGACACAUCGCCGAUAAUUUCCGCGCAUUAGCAAAUGGGUUUCAGAAGUUGGAGAAGAUUAAGGAUUCCAGCAGGAAGAGCCGCCAGUUGGAAGAGCUCACCGAGAAAAUGCGAGACUGCAAACGGCUUAUUAAAGAUUUUGAUAAAGAAGUCAAAACUUUGGAGGCGAGCUUUGACAGAGAAACCAACAAAAUGUUGAAUGAGAAAAAGCAGUCAAUGAUCAAAGAGUUAAAUUCGUAUGUUGCUUUGAAAAAGCAAUAUGCUUCAAGUAUUGAGAAUAAGCGAGUUGAGCUCUUUGAGGGGCCCAAUGAAGGUUAUGCUGAGGAAAAUGUCUUGCUAGCUUCUUCAAUGACAAAUGAACAGCUUUUUGAUCAUGGGCAUCAGAUGAUGGAUGAGACAGAUCAAGCCAUUGAGAGGGGAAAGAAGGUUGUUCUAGAGACAGUAAAUGUUGGUACAGAGACUGCAGCAGCUCUUAAGGCUCAGACGGAACAAAUGAGCAGAGUUGUCAAUGAGCUGGAUUCUAUCCAUUUCUCUAUAAAGAAAGCCUCUAAAUUGGUCAAGGAAAUCGGUAGGCAGGUUGCAACUGAUAAGUGUAUCAUGGCAUUACUUUUCCUUAUUGUCAUUGGAGUAAUUACCAUCAUCAUUGUAAAGCUUGUGCACCCAAACAACAAGGACAUUCGCGACAUUCCAGGAUUAGCCCCUCCAGUCAUGAACCGAAGACUGCUCUGGAGUCAUCACAGAUGAAGAGUUGUAAUAAACAUUGAGAUGAGCUCAUCAAAUUGAUUUCUUGCCUUUUGGUUUGAUGGCGAUGAUAUUGGCUUCAGCUGUUGCGAGAAACAAAGCUGCCAAUACUAUAGUUUGUUGUUGCAUAAUAGUGGAGAGGUUGAUUGGUCUGAGGCAUGAUAGAACAUUGGUAUAGGCAUGUGCUCGCGAUUUUUUGUUUUCUUAAACUGAACAAGUUUUACUAUGUAGCUCCCAUCUGUCGAAUUAUAGGGAAAGCCAAACAAAUGAGCCCUUGAGAUUGUUUGCUAAUUGUAUUGUUGUCUAUCUUGUAAUAUACAGUGACUUUUAUUUUUACAGUAUUUGGUCCGGGAAAAUGAAGGAAGGAAAGGAGGGAUUGUAAUA
Molecule: messenger RNA, 1428 nt
Organism: Lotus japonicus
Lineage: Eukaryota; Viridiplantae; Streptophyta; Magnoliopsida; Fabales; Fabaceae
Product: novel plant SNARE 11
Exons: 10
Coding region: 259-1047 (262 amino acids)
Biological process (GO): vesicle fusion; retrograde vesicle-mediated transport, Golgi to endoplasmic reticulum
Cellular component (GO): late endosome membrane; endoplasmic reticulum membrane; Golgi apparatus
Molecular function (GO): SNAP receptor activity; SNARE binding
Source: RefSeq, a predicted model, not a curated record